AUGGACGAAAAGAAGCCUGGCGAUCGAAUCGUCGUGAAAGCGAUUCGGGACAACAGCAAGACUGUGGGAAUGACGCUGGUGCUUGGUAGCCAAGAGGUUGAAGUGCCUGUACGACCAACUCGCCCUGAUCGUCCGGUUCCGUACGAUCCGUUAGGCGUGGAAGAAGAAAUGCCUCUGCCUGCCGACCCGCUUCCACCGCCGGUUGAUAACGCGCCGCGCGUUCUGGGAGUGCGCGUGGUACCGUUGACCGAUCAAAUUCGUGCUCAGACAGGCGUAUCGGUACGCCGCGGCGCUUAUGUCGAAAGCGUUAGCCGCGGAAGUGUCGCUGACCGAGCCAACAUUCCUGUAGGUGCUGUGAUUGUUUCAUACGAUGGCCGCCGCGUGGAUGAUGCUGUGGGAUUGAUCCAGAUGGUCCGCUCUUCCCCGGCUGAUCGGACGAUUCCCGUAAAUUACUAUUACGGCAAUCGAAUGGAAUCGACCCAACUCUAUUAUGGCAACCCACGCGACUUGCCACCGCCGAACGACCGAGAUCUCGGCCCCGGUACUCCAGGAGCCAACGGUGAUCGCCCUGCUCUGCGAAUGUUGCAGAACGCAUUGGAGGCGGUCGAAGGUGGUGAGAUGCCGGCCGGAAUGGUUUCGCAGGAACAAGUCGAUUCGCUCAGCCGACGCGUACGCGACUUGGAACAAGAGGUCCGCGAACUCCGCGAAGAGCUCCGCGCAAUGCGGAAUGGAAGCACGAUGAAUGACAUUUCCCUGAUUGCGAUCGCAUCGACAUGGAGUGCCGAGUCGUUCGUACGGCUGUUGUUGGCAACGCUGUGCGGCGCGGCACUCGGCUGGGAACGGGAAAAGAAAGCGAAACCCGCCGGGCUGCGGACGCACAUGAUGGUUUCGCUCGGUGCUGCCACGUUCGUACUUGCGGGACUGCACUACACCGAAUCGCUCGGGCAAAACGAGCCUUCCUGGUUGGAGGUCGAUUUGUUCCGGAUUGUAUCCGGGAUCAUCGGAGGUGUUGGAUUUCUGGGCGCCGGAUCGAUUAUUGAAUCACGCGGUGAUGUCCGCGGUUUGACGACCGCUGCUUCUAUCUGGGUUGCCGCCGCAACAGGACUCGCGUGUGGCAUGGGGUUUUAUGGACUCGGCGUAAUGGCGAUUGGUUUGGCAAUGAUCACGCUGGUUUGCGUCGGGGCAUUCGAGCGUUUCUUCUUCGACGGAAAGUCUGACCCUGGCCCUUAG
Messenger RNA from Symbiodinium sp. CCMP2456, 1230 nucleotides. The record is from the annotation of a GenBank genome assembly. Lineage: Eukaryota; Dinophyceae; Suessiales; Symbiodiniaceae.